UUGAAACGCGCAGAAAUCACCGUGCUCGAUUCUCACAGAGUGAUCAGUGAUCACAGCUGUGUCUGCCGGGAUGACGGGGUUCGGAUCGCCGUGCGGAGCGUGCAAGUUUUUGCGGCGCAAGUGCGUGCGCGGGUGCGUGUUCGCGCCCUACUUCUGCCACGAGCAGGGCGCGGCGCACUUCGCCGCGAUCCACAAGGUGUUCGGCGCCAGCAACGUGUCCAAGCUCCUCGCACACCUGCCGCUCGCCGACCGCCCCGAGGCCGCCGUCACCAUCUCCUACGAGGCGCAGGCGCGACUCCGCGACCCCAUCUACGGCUGCGUCGCACACAUCUUCGCGCUCCAGCAGCAGGUGAUGACGCUGCAAGCGCAGCUGGUGUCGCUCCAGGCGCAGGCGGCGCAGGGGCAAGGCGUGCACGAGGACGCCAAGGGCUACAUGGGCAGCGCGGCGGAGCAGCUAGGGUACGGCUACCCCUGGUGCAACAGCAAUGGAGGAGGAGGGGGCCCCGUGAGCGCGCCGGCCGCGCAGCCGUGCGCGUACAUCAAUGGCGGCAACGAGUCCUUGACCGCCCUGCUGGGGUCGGACUACAUGCAGCAGUCGCUGUACCACGCGUUCGAGCAAGCCGGUGCGGCCGACGACGGCCGGCAGGCUGCAGUGGCCUACGAAGCGGCGGAGUCGUCGUCGUUCGGGGCGGACGAAAGCGGCUGGCGGCCGUCGUCGGGGUACCAAGACUGCGAGGACCUGCAGAGCGUGGCUUAUGCUUACCUGAAUCAUCGCUCGUAAGAACUAAGAACUACUAGUGCAGAAUAUAUAUCACAAGAGAUAUAUAUAUUCAUAGACAUAUAUAUGUCCUCAAUUCCGGAUCAUGUUUUGGACAUGAGCUUGGGUAAUAUAUGUGCCAUUUUCAAAGCGUCGAUCUAUUAAUAUUGAUCGGUCGAUCUCUGCUAGAAAUAAUUCAGAAGCAUGAAUGUGGGAGACUGGGAGU
Phragmites australis (common reed) is the source of this 983-nucleotide messenger RNA. RefSeq names its product LOB domain-containing protein CRL1-like. NCBI's taxonomy places the organism in Eukaryota, Viridiplantae, Streptophyta, Magnoliopsida, Poales, Poaceae. The transcript has 2 exons. Bases 71 to 781 code for a protein of 236 amino acids. The record is from RefSeq and is a predicted model, not a curated record. Gene Ontology annotation, biological process: positive regulation of DNA-templated transcription; hormone-mediated signaling pathway. Gene Ontology annotation, cellular component: nucleus.